CGCAGGUUACGUUGCGGUUGGGCGUUGUUUUCCCCGAAUGUGGUUUACUGGGGACUUGGCAUUUGCUUUUCGCAUCAAGCGUGAUAGCAACUUUGCAAACCUCCCUCUUGUAUCCCGGAACUCUCGGAGGGCCACUUUCGGCCCUGAAACUUGCGGACUGAGAAACCCUGCCUCCUGCGGGGACCAGCCACGCACCCCGAAGGAGCCCCGCAAGCCGCGACACCGCCCCAACUGCAUCCGGUCGGGAGGCGCCUCGCGGAAGCGAUUCCCAGGGGUAGCGCCCGCCCUCUGCUCGGUGCCGGCUCCGCCCGAAACCACCCCAACCGCGCCGCUCCCCAAUCCGCCGGCCUCAAAACUUCCCGGCGUACUCCGCCACCCCGGACUGCCGCAGCACCCUGUCUGCCGGGCUCUCCGACCUCUCGCUGCACCCCGCCAGCUCCACCUCCAGACCCAGCGCGGCUUCCCGCCCCGCCCCGACGCGCCCCCUCCACCUGGAACCAGGACCGUCCCAACUGCGCGCCACCCAGCCCGUCCACCCAGCUUCCAGACCAUCCACUGCGCCACUACAAAAGUCGACAGAGCCCGGAGCCAGCGCGGCACAACCAACUACUGAUCAGAUACAACACAAUAGUAAGUCAACUUCUGCACACCAGCUGUCACCUCAUACCAGGCCCUGCAGAACCCAGCCCCUCCCUGGGCCGCUCCUGUUCUGCUCUGCCCUGCUCGGUGCUCUCUGGCCACCCUGCCAGGUGCUUCUUUGGACUCGCAGCUAGUUGAACCAUGGCAACAACUCCAGCCUGUGCUUUUGAGGCUCUCAUGGAGGGAGUGACCAGCUGGAAUGUCCCCAAGGGCCCCAUUCCAUGUGAAUUGCUUCUUACUGGGGAGGCUGCCUUCCCAGUGAUGGUGAAUGACAAGGGCCAGGUCCUCAUUGCUGCCUCCUCCUAUGGCCAAGGCCGCCUGGUGGUGGUGUCCCAUGAGGGCUACCUGCUGGAUGCUGGCUUCGCUCCAUUUCUUCGUAAUGCGGUGGGCUGGCUCUGUCCCUCACCUGCGGCUCCCGCUGGAGUGCACCCCUCUCUGCCAUCACUAGUAAGUAUCCUGCAAGCCUCUGGGGUUCCGGCACAAGUUCAGCCAGAAGUGGGGGCCCCCGUGGGAGUUUACUGCAUCAGUGCCUACGUUGACACGAUGACUGCAGAGCUGAUCCAGUUUGUGAAGAGUGGAGGCGGCUUGCUCAUUGGGGGCCAAGCCUGGUAUUGGGCCAGCCAGCAUGGUCCUGACAGAGUGCUAUCCGGGUUCCCCGGGAAUGAGGUGACAAGUGUGGCCGGAGUAUUCUUCACCGACAUCUAUGGGGACAAAGACCGGUUCAAGGUCUCUAAGAAGAUACCCAAGAUCCCAUUCCAUGUGAGAUGUGGGGAGGAUCUCAGGCAGGAUCAGCAGCAGCUCCUGGAAGGGAUCUCAGAGCUGGACAUCAAGACGGGGGGAGUCCCCUCCCAGCUGCUGGUUCACGGGGCCCUCGCCUUCCCGCUGGGGUUAGAUGCCUCACUCGGCUGCUUCCUGGCAGCUGCCCGCUAUGGCCGGGGCCGGGUGGUCCUGGCUGCCCAUGAGUCCAUCCUCUGUUAUCCCAAGCUGGGGCCCUUUCUGCUCAAUGCUGUGCGCUGGCUGGCCAGAGGCCAGACAGGUAAAUUUGGGGUAAACACACAUCUAAAAAACCUGUGUACCCUCCUGUCAGAACAUGGCCUGGAGUGCAGUCUUCAGCCACAUCUGACGCAGGACUUGCGUGUCUACUGCUGCACGGCGUACAAUGACAAGGAGGCUAAGCAGCUGCAGGAGUUUGUGGCCGAGGGUGGGGGCUUGCUGAUCGGGGGCCAGGCCUGGUGGUGGGCCAGCCAGAAUCCAGGCCGCUCUGCUUUGGCUCAUUUCCCCGGUAACAUCAUCCUCAACUGCUUUGGCCUCAGCAUCCUAGCUCAGACUCUCCACGCAGGCUGUUUCCCUGUCCCUACCCCCGAGAUGCAGAGCUACCAUUUCCGCAAGGCGCUGUCUGAAUUCCAGGCUGCACUGAGCCAUGGGGCUAGGAAUUUGGAAAAGCAAUGGCUGGCAAAGCUGGGAGCAGAUGGUGCAGCCUUCCUACAGAUCCCAGCAAAAGGAGUCCCUGCUUACAUAUCCUUGCACCGAUUCAUAAAGAAGAUGCUGCGUCUGUCUGGCCUCCCAGCUGUGAGCCGGGAGCACCCUGUGGCUGGCGACUCCUUUGAGGCUGCAGUGCUCUGCCUGGCCACAGAGCUGGCACGCUCUGGGACUGACUGCUCCCAGCUGGUGCAGGAACUUGGAACCUGCACCUGCAGCUCAGGACACCCCAUCACUGUGGAGAUCGAUGGGAACAACCCAGGCCACUGUGAUGCCUGGGUGAGCACGGGGCUCUACCUCCAACGUGGAGAGAGUGCAGAAGUCUCGCUGUCUGAAGCUGCAGCCUCUGCCGGCCUGAAGGUACAGAUUGGCUGCCACACAGAUAACUUGACCAAGGCCAGCAAGCUGUCUCGAGCCCCUGUGGUGACUCAUCAGUGCUGUUUGGACAGGAGCAUACAAUCUGUCUCCUGCCUCUGGGGUGGCCUUCUCUAUGUCAUCGUGCCAAAGGGCAGCAAACUGGGCCCUGUAUCUGUCACCAUCAAAAGGGUUGUGCCUGCCCCUUACUACAAGCUGGGUAAGACAUCUCUAGAGGAGUGGAAAAAAUGUAUCCAGGAGAGUCAGGCUCCCUGGGGAGAGCUGGCAACAGACAAUAUCAUCUUGACGGUGCCAACGGCAAACCUGCGAGACCUGGAGGACCCCGAACCUGUACUCCACCUCUGGGAUGAGAUGAUGCACGCUAUAGCCCAGCUAGCAGCCCAGCCUUUCCCCUUCUGCUGUCCCGAGAGGAUUGUUGCUGAUGUGCAGAUCUCAGCUGGCUGGAUGCACUCAGGUUACCCCAUCAUGUGCCACCUGGAGUCAGUGCAAGAGCUCAUCAAUGAGGCCAGCAUUAGGAGCACAGGUCUGUGGGGACCCAUCCAUGAGCUGGGUCACAACCAGCAGCGACAGGUGUGGGAGUUCCCACCACACACCACUGAGGCCACCUGCAACCUCUGGUCUGUCUAUGUGCAUGAAACGGUCCUGGACAUCCCCAGGUCUAAGGCCCACCCUGCUCUGAGCCCUCCAGAACGAGAGAAGAGAAUCAAAACACACCUGGGAAAGGGAGCCCCCCUAAAUGACUGGAAUGUGUGGACAGCUCUGGAAACAUACCUACAGCUCCAGGAGGCCUUUGGGUGGGAGCCAUUCACCCAGCUCUUUGCUGAGUACCAGACGCUCUCUGGCAUCCCCAAAGACAACACUGGCAAGAUGAAUCUGUGGGUGCAGAAGUUCUCGGAAAAGGUGCAGAAGAAUCUGGCUCCAUUCUUUGAGGCCUGGGGGUGGCCUGUCCAGAAGGAAGUGGCGACCAGCCUGGCCCGUCUGCCCGAGUGGCAGGAAAACCCCAUGCUGGCGUACAUGCAUCGUUAGGAGGAAACGAUGUGCAGCAAGGUGGUGGGGGGAGAGGCAGUUAAGUCAUAAGACAAAGUGACACCAACAUUCUCAGGAAAAUCCCUUGUUACUGUUCCCCGGUUUAUACUUUUGCUCUCACUGACUCGUUUCAGCACCCGAAUCCUCCAGCAGAGGCUCUUACAUCUGUGCAUCUUAAGGUUCCGCGGGCUCUCGGCUCCUACUUUUGACCAACAGUGUUGUGUGGUUUUUUUUUUUUUUAAGAUUUAUUUAAA
This is a messenger RNA of Lutra lutra (Eurasian river otter), 3773 nucleotides long. RefSeq names its product TRPM8 channel-associated factor 2-like. Lineage: Eukaryota; Metazoa; Chordata; Mammalia; Carnivora; Mustelidae. The record is from RefSeq and is a predicted model, not a curated record. The transcript is spliced from 9 exons. Gene Ontology annotation, biological process: negative regulation of anion channel activity. The coding region runs from base 781 to 3519 and encodes 912 amino acids.